CUAAUGUAACUGCACGACAGAUAACAACUGUGCAUCAGUUAUGCAAGUUCACAUUGCACCAUUUCUUGCCUAAUUCUUGCUCCGAAGGGCAGCUUACUAAUUUACCAAAUAAGUGAUUUAUUUUAUUUUUUUUGCAUAACUUGCUCAGCUUCAGACAAAACAGGCAAGCUUGUUUUCUGAAGCUCUGCCACCACCACCAGCCACCGCAGAAUAACACAGGAGACUAGGAGUGUGUGGUCUGUGGGAAGACGGGUGCAGGAAAGAGACACUGGAAAUGAAGGUGGACUCACAGUCCCAUUCUUUUUGUGGGCUUUAUUGUUCCAAGAAUAAACAGCUUUCCUCUAUGCACAGACACAUGUGACACAGAGGGAGUGGGUGACUGAGGGAGUCAGUCUGUCUUGGAAAGAAAGCCCUUUGCCUGCACACCUCUGCGAUGUCUUUGGUGAGGUUCAAGGAGUUUGGGGAAGAGGAGGAAAACUCGGAGGCAGAGAACCUGGACAGCGUCAAGGCCUUGACAGCAAAGCUGAAGCUGCAGACCCGGCGCCCUUCCUACCUGGAGUGGAAGGCCCGAGUGCAAAGCCCCUCCUGGCGGAACGGGCUCAGGACCCUGCAGGAGAAGCAGAGCGGGGAGACGGCUGGGGAGGACUCUCAGGCCCCCGUCCCUUUGAAGACCAUUUGUGGGUUCCCCACCAUUGGUGAUGCCUUGGAGUGGCUCAAGAUGGAGUUGCGGGAGAUGCAGGCCUUGGAUCACCAGUUGGCACGGCAACUAAUGGGCCUGCGUACUCAGAUCCACCGGCUGAAGGUGGAACAGGCCUGUCACCAACACAAGGAGAUGUUGGACGAUGCCACCUUCGAGCUGGAGGGCUGUGAAGAGGACUCUGACCUGCUGUGUAACAUCCCACCCAAGAUGGCGUUCCUCUUGUCCACACCCCUCAAGCACAUUGGCGUCACACGCAUGAACAUCAAUUCUCGCCGUUUCUCUCUGUGCUGAAGGGCCUUGCUUGACCCCUCUUCUGAUUGCAUUUUUAAGGCCUGAAUCCUUCAGCAAGUGAUACACACACACAAACCCAUCAAUUGCCAGGGACUCACACAAAGCAACCUGGCAUAGGCUUUUGGUUAUGGGAUGGAGAGAGACAGUUUCCCAAAAGGCCAGAGACUCCCUGUCAGCAGGUGGUUCGGAGCAACUGCCAACGGCUUUGUAAAAUAAGGCCAUUUUGCUGCAGACAAAAAUGGAGUAUCCUCAGAUCCACCAGUCCUCACAACUGGGGAGGGGAGUGUUCCAGGAUAGGGCCUUCUGAGUUGUCCCAGUUCCCUGUCACAACUCUGGAACGCUCUUUUCAGGGAAGCCUGCCUGGCACCAGAUCUGACAUCCUUUCAGUUCUUUUGCAUUUCCUCAGGCGACUGAGAUAUUGCACUUAGAUGCACCACUGUUCUCCGGCUUUUAUUAUCUCUUCCUGUUGCUCCUGUUUUAUUCUGUAUCAUGUUAUUCUUAAUAUGUGUUAGUUAGCCACUCUGAAAGGCUGUUGCCUCAAGAGCAGGUUACAGACUUUAAAUAAACAGACAAAUAAAAUGUUUACUGGUCUCUUUGCAUAGCCUGAAUUUGUAUCUGUUGUACUUUGCCACCACGCUUCACCCACUCCACUGUUCCAGAUACAACUUUGUACAUUUUGUUUCAACAGCCCUGUGCCUGAACAACAUGUGUACUAUCUAACAUACAUUCCUUUACAGAUUAAAAAGCUGAGCAGAUAAUGAGCAAACAGGAAGGUGGGCAUCAGUCCCAACAGCAACAGAGCCUGCAAUUCUGAAUAGCUUUUUCAG
Zootoca vivipara (common lizard) is the source of this 1818-nucleotide messenger RNA. The record is from RefSeq and is a predicted model, not a curated record. Lineage: Eukaryota; Metazoa; Chordata; Lepidosauria; Squamata; Lacertidae.